AUGCGACCACCGAUACAUCAUUGUCGGNUGCUGCAUCCUAUAGAUAAUCUCAACGCACAGAAACCAAUUAUCCGCACCGCGCCACCAUGCGACCACCGAUACAUCAUUGUCGGUGAUGUCCACGGCUGCCCCGAGCAGCUGGAGGAGUUGAUGUUAAAGGUGAACUACCAGCAGGGAAAGGACUGCUUGAUUCUAGCAGGUGAUUUAGUCAACAAGGGGCCUGAUUCUGUGGGGGCGGUGCGACUCGCGCAAAAACUCGGCGCCAUUGGUGUGCUGGGCAACCACGACUACACGCUGCUCAGCUGUAUCGUUCGCUGCCGCAAGGCGAAGCUCACGUUGCAGGAGGAGCGUGAUCCUGUGAUGCGACUUGCCACUUCCUUUCCCCAGGAGUGCCAGGAUUAUCUGCGCUCACUGCCGCACGUUCUGCGCAUCCCGAAGUACAACGUCGUGGUGGUGCACGCNGGUUUUAACCUCAAUAGCCCGAUUGAGAACCAGGAUGUGUUUGAGAUCAUGCACAUGCGACGGCUAGAGAAAGUAGGUGGCGACGACAGCAGCAGCGGUGACAACAACAACAACAACAACAACAAUAAGAAAGCCCGUGGCAAGCCCAAGUGGAAGGCGGUUGUGAAGGGUAACCGCGGAGAACCGUGGGGUGAGCAUUGGAAGGGACCGGAGUUUGUCGUCUUCGGCCACGACGCGCGCUCUGGGCUGCAGGAGCAUCCGUUUGCGUACGGUAUAGACACCGGCUGCGUUUACGGCCACCAGCUCACAUGCGUGGUGUACGGCCCCAACAGUCCGAAGGGGAUGCUGCACUCGGUGCCCGGCCUGCCGGUGCUCACCAACGAGAAGCACGGUCUCCCGCCCCCCGCGGCGCCGGUGUACGAGCAGUACGCGGAGGAGCUGGAGCGGCAGAUACUGCGGCCCACGCCACGGGCAACGCCGCCGAUGUGCGCAAACGGGUACAAGCCAUCAUUCCUCUCCGUCCCACCUGUAGGCUCACCGCUGUCUUCCAGCAGCGGCGGCGGCGGCGGCACCGCCAAGUGUGGUGCUAAGCCGUGCGCGGUGGAGCGGGCCACACUGUUGGCACUCAGCAAGGCAAAGGAACUGCGCGCAAUCAGCGCGCUGAUGAGCCUGCCGCUGUACGAGGCGGCCUGGCUGACGCUCCUCGACAGUGCCACGGAGGAGUGCACCACAAGCUUUUGGAUCCCGUUCGUGCAGGGAGUUGUGGAUGGGCUACUGGGGCAACCACCGGGGGCCGCGCCAGAAGGUCUUGAGGAUGUGCUGCAGCUUGUCCUCGAGGUGUGUGACGAGGUGGAGGAGGUGCGGAGCGGCGUCGCCGCACAAUUGCGGCGGCUGGCGGCUUGCGAGACGUCCGGCACCUUUUCCGUGUCAAAGGCGACGGCGAAGUUCCUGCACCUCAUGGCGUCGACGUAA
Messenger RNA from Trypanosoma grayi, 1434 nucleotides. RefSeq names its product serine/threonine protein phosphatase. The transcript has a single exon. Gene Ontology annotation, biological process: polyphosphate catabolic process. Lineage: Eukaryota; Euglenozoa; Kinetoplastea; Trypanosomatida; Trypanosomatidae. The record is from RefSeq and is a predicted model, not a curated record. Bases 1 to 1434 code for a protein of 477 amino acids. Gene Ontology annotation, molecular function: endopolyphosphatase activity; phosphatase activity. Gene Ontology annotation, cellular component: cytoplasm.